AUGGAGACCCUCGAAUCGAGCCGCGUAUGCCGCCUUUGCGGCCAGCACUCCGGCAUCUCGAUCAACAUCUUCGACACGAGCGAGAAUCACGUUCGGAAAAUCAACGCUGUGCUGCCGAUCAUGGUGCACGAGAUGGAUUUAUUGCCGAAGCAAAUGUGCCACCGGUGCAGCUACAAGUUGGAGGAAUUCCACAAAUUCUACAUGAACUGCCUGAAGACGGAUGCGGCGCUCAAAAGUCAACUAUCGUGGAUGCGGAAGGGUGGCGUUAGGGAGAAAGUUGGAGUACCGAUGGUGCAUAUCGAGAACAUGAAGGAGAUCAAAGCAGAGCCGCUCGACUAUGACGUGUACGAGUUGGAGCCGUUGGUGGAGAACAUCGACUAUAUUAACUCGAUGAACUCGGUGACGUUCCCGGCCGACAGCAUUCACAACGGAUUGACAUACACGACGUUCUCUCGAUGUUGCUGUGAUAAGAAAGAUCAGAGCAGAUCGAGAAGAACAUCGGAGCUCUGUCAGAAUUAUCAAGGACAAAUGCCUAGAUGUGGCAGAAUCGCAAAUGUCUCGCAGAAGAAGACUUUCGAAGACGCUGCACAAUUAAAAUCGAUUAAGAGAAAUCUUUUUACACAGUCGGUAUUCCCAGAUUGCCCUCAGAAUCGUCUGCAGCAUGUCGAGAACGUUGUCGAGAACACCGUUGAAAAUGUACGAGAUUGUCUUGUUACAGUAACGAGUACCAAAGAUGCCACUCCGGAAACGCGAAACCAUUGUCAUGGUAAACUCGGAACGCUUCUUAAGAAUCAGCCGGUAACCAGGAACACAAUAGUGCGGAACCUGAGACCCAGAAAAAAUCUGAAUUAUGCGCAGGUCAAGCACAAAAAAACCAGAUCGAGUAUUAAUCCGAGGCCAUCUACAUUGACCAAGUCAAAUGUUUCUGAGGCGAUAUCCUAUCCAAACGUUGAGCUGAUGCGGCAUAUCAAGGUUGAGUUAAUAGAAGAGUCUAAAGGACGCAACUUAAGGCCAAGAAGGAAUGUUGUGGAUUAUCAGGAAUCAAAGAUAAAGAAGGUUUCAGAUUAUCGCUCAAAGAAACGCAAAUUGGACGAGGAAAGCUCGAAAUUAUGCUCGAAAAACGACAGUACAUCGAAUGCUUUGGAUUUUAAGAUAAAGCAAGAGACUCUAUAUAGAGAUUUGGAGAAUACAAUGCUUAGUGAAACAACCAACACGACGCCACAAUUACCGAGCAAGUUCUUACCCGCAAAGAUUGAAGCAAUGACGAGCCACAAUAGUAUCAGUCUGCAAGAUGACUAUCUCAAGUCGCAAUUUCGGGUUCAAUUGACCGAACAAAAAUCAUUUUCCAACAUCGUGAGGAAUAGGUUAGCUAAGGCAAAGAAGGUUCUCAGAGUAAAUUAUUCGCCAAAGUACUUGAGAAGUCAGGACAUUUAUCUGAGGAAUGGUAAGAUAAGAAAUAACACGGAGUGGUCAGUGAAGAAACUGCAGACGAGAAAAUUGACGAACACGGUCAACAAAAACACGAAAAAAUCACCGAUGCUGAAGUUAUCCGAAAAUAUUAAACAUUAUUGCGAAUCGUGCAACGUCAGAUUUAUAAAUAAAGAAUUAUUCAGACUACAUGCAUGUUACUACGAUUGAUCUUUCGCCACAAGCACAAAAUC
This is a messenger RNA of Cyphomyrmex costatus, 1661 nucleotides long. RefSeq lists its product as uncharacterized. Gene Ontology annotation, molecular function: zinc ion binding. Bases 1 to 1638 code for a protein of 545 amino acids. The transcript has 2 exons. Lineage: Eukaryota; Metazoa; Arthropoda; Insecta; Hymenoptera; Formicidae. Gene Ontology annotation, cellular component: nucleus. The record is from RefSeq and is a predicted model, not a curated record.